UUUGAAAAGGCAGCCGGGGGCUGGGAGUGCGCCCUGGGCGCCCCGAGCAGCCCCGGACCGUGCGCGGGCAGCAGCCGCCGGGCUCGGCUGGGGCAGGGAGCGGGGCUUCCCCCGGGCCCUCCGCGCCGCGGGACCCGCAGUGCCCCUGGAGCAGAGCGGGGAGAGCAGGAGGAGCCCCCCCAGCGGUGCAAAAAUGCGGUUCGCUCUCUUCUUGUCCUGGUGCUGCUGCCUGCACGGAUGCGCGCUGGGAACGGGCUUCCUCUAUCAAUUCCCGGCGUCCAGCCUGCAGCACAACUACCCCGAGCAGAGCUCCGGCUCGCCGGGCAGCGGCUUUGCCAGUCGCCGGCAUUGGUGUCACUAUACGGUCACACGGACAGUUUCCUGCCAAGUGCAGAAUGGUUCAGAAACGGUGAUCCAGCGGGUUUAUCAGAGCUGCCGGUGGCCUGGACCUUGUGCCAACUUAGUGAGUUACAGGACUCUUAUCAGGCCCACGUACAAAAUGUCCUACCGAACUGUGACCACGCUGGAGUGGAGGUGCUGUCCUGGCUUCACGGGGAGCAACUGCGAAGAGGGUUCAUCUGGCCGCCAGCACGGUUACUUUUACAACCAGGACCAAUGCAUGAACUGCACGAGACUAGCAGAUAUGACCGAGAGGCUAAACACGCUUGAGGCCAAGAUCCUCCUGCUCGAAGCUGCGGAGCGAAGCCCCCCGUUAGAAAACAACCUGCCAAUCACUGGGACGACAGCCACCUGGUACGAUGACUUGCUGCCAGACGCCUUUCCCCUGCUAAAUCCCGGGACCGUCUUGAGGAAAACGGUGGGACCUGCUGAGCCUAAAGGACACAGAGGUGCAGAGGAGCAGCUAAUACCGCAGGGGCUGCCAGGACAGGUUGGUCCUCCAGGCCCGGUUGGACCAACUGGUCUUCCAGGACCACCAGGGCCAAAAGGCGAGAAGGGACAACCCGGCGAGAGGGGCCCAGCAGGGCCACCAGGGCUAUUGGGACCUCAAGGACCAAGAGGACUUCCAGGAGAAACUGGGAUCCCAGGUCCCCCAGGUCCUCCAGGGCCACCAGCCACGCCAAGCCUCCCCCUUACCUUCCAACAAGGGGUUCUCUACUCACUUCAGCCCACGGCUGAAAAAGAAAAUGGAGAACCCCAGCUGGCCUCCACCGUCAUAGACACCAUCAUGGCUGGCCUGCCAGGACCACGGGGAGCCCCAGGGCCCAUAGGGCCACCAGGGCCACCAGGCGCAUCAGGACCCAAAGGGCCCCCAGGACCCAUCGGAGUCCCUGGAUCACAAGGCUUACCAGGCUCUCCAGGACAACCCGGGCCAAAAGGCUCCAAAGGAGACCGAGGAGAGAGAGGGCAAGCAGGUCUGACUGGAGAGAGGGGCAUUAAGGGAUUUCCUGGUGAACCAGGCAAGAAGGGUGAGGAAGGGGAUAAAGGUGCUGAUGGGGAAGGUGUUCAACAACUUCGGGAAGCUCUGAAGAUUUUAGCUGAGAGGGUAUUGAUUCUUGAGCACAUGAUAGGGAUUCAUGACUCUUUGUCUUCCAUUGAGCCAGGCUCUGGACAAGAUGUGAUCCCGGGUUCCCCUCUGCGAAGCAGCAUCAAGAUCAAGCGUGGAGGACCCCAGCAGCCGCAGGCCUACCAAAUCCUCUCUUCACUGCUGGAUGACGGUGAAGCCAAAAGGAGAAGUAAUCGGAUGAAGUAGGAGCAUCUGCGUGUCCUCCGUGCCGGUUCACCAGUUAAAGAUACAGUAUCCCAGUGCUUAAGUGCAGAGUGCAAAUGAAGUGGGUAGGAGGCUGUAGUGCUGGCAACUGGAUUUCCUUACCUGUCCAACACUAUGCCCUUAUUGCAGGGAAUGUCUUAUGCAUAGCUCAGAGAGGGUCUUAUGAAUGUUUUUCUUGAUUUUGUUGUUUUGCCUUUGGAAUACCAGGUGGCAAGUAUCCUCAGAAGCUGUCUACAGAAGUGACACCUCCUGACUGUGACUCCAGCAUUUAAUCCUCCCCUUGUUUCCCCACAGCUCACUUCAGUAAAGCCCUGCUUAACUGAGUGAGACAAUCAGGCCCACUAGACUCGAAGCCAAACCUUAGUCUUGUCCAUUGGUAUAGCUGGUGGCAUCCGCUGUUAUUUCAUGUGUGGUGUCACGCUGACUUCAGCUGAAGGCACCACUUUCAUAGGCCAUUAAAGCAGUCUCACCUGCAAGGAUUUCUUUUAAGCAAAGAACAAAUUGGAAAAUUCAAAGAACAUUUUAAGCUGUUACUCUGAAAACUCAGAUUACUGUUUGCAAUUUACCAUCAAAAUCUUGGCUUUUCAUGUUGCUGAUUGCAUGUGAACGGCAUUAUUUCUAUUUGUGACAGGCUGAGCAAGGACUUUUGAUGAAAAUGUUCAUGGCGUACAUUGACUCUCUAUCUUCAAUGAGAUCAGACUGUUUCUGUGAAAAUUUAGAGCAGUAUGUAUGAGGCAUGAUGGAAUUACAAAAGAAUUUUCCUGUACUGUGUUCAGUUUGUGCAUACAUCCAGAGCAAAUUAAUUUAAGUAGUAGCAAUAACUAUUCACAGGAAAGAAUACUGCACAAUAGUUUCUUAAUUCUACAUCAGUAAGGAAAAGUAUUUUCACUUUUUUAUUCUUAUUCUAUGGGUAAAUCCUUGCCAUUUGAAUCUGAAGACAGUGCAAUAGCAAAUCACAGUCUGUGGAAUUAGUAAUGUCAAGAGCUUAUCUUGCACUUCGGAGCUAAGUCAUUUUGCUUUUUGCAGUAAAUUUUGGGGAAAGUCCCAGCAUCCAGGUUUAAGAGGUUGGACCUGCCCUUCAGUGACAAAUGAAUCACUGCACCUGCUGUGCAAACCAAAUUGGACAAGUCAUUCAUGGAGACAGUGAAUUUUCUUAGAAAGGGUAAGACUAAUCAACAGAACCAAUGGUACUAUCUUUAUUUAUAUGUAUAUAUUUUUUUAACUGUUCUGCCAAGUUUUCAAAUUCCACCCAGAACAAAAGUGAGCAAAUUUUGUGUUUUUCAUUUCAUGGUGUCAGUCACGGAAAGUGGUCUCAUUCUGCCUGCUUCCUAGUGCAAGAUACAGCUACCUGAAAAAGAAAAACUAUACUCCUACAAGUAUUUCUGUCAAAAACUGUUGCAGACCAACAACUGUAUGGUUCAGGAACCCUCACUGCCCAAAGCGCUCAUCCUGAGGUAGAAACAGAAACACGUGCUACACUGGAAAUGAGCCUUAAAAUGAAGGAGCUCUGCCAGCCCAUUACCAGGCGUUAAAUUAACUUCCUCUAUACAUUGUAAGCAUACAGAAGACAUCACAACAUCCAAAUCUUUCCUCUGAAGAGCAUUAUGUUUUCAGAAAUAAAUAGGGUAAAGGCUACUCCUGAACUUCACCAGAUGGGCUCAUUUGGCCCUGUUCUUCAGAAAUCCAGCCACCCCUCUCAAAACAUGCAAAAUGGUGCAAGUUGAUGCUGAGCAGGCAGCAGAGAAACUUGUCCACAUAGAGAUGGUUUUUACUGCUAUACAGCUUACUAAAAAACAGCCUGGGCUUAAGCUGGCUUGAAGGCUGCAGUACCUGCCCUUACCUGGCAUUUGUAUCCUCACACUGCUUGCCCAGUGCCAGUGGUGGGAUCUGGUUCUGCAAUAAAUCUGCGUAGUUCACGUUGUACUUCUGUAUACUCAAGUUUUCCUUUGGACAUUUCAAAGAAACAAGUCCAAAGCCUUGCAAAAGUUCCGGGAGUUGAAGGCAAGGUAUAGUCAGGUGCUCUCUUUCUCCAGGACUCCAGCUUUUGAAGUGAAUGCAAAGGUUUGCCAGGAGCUGAUGCACUGGGCUCCAGUAUUCCUUUGUGUACCUGCACUCUGAAUUAUAGAUUGAGUGUGAUAUAGUCAGAAGAUAAGAAAACAAGUCAGAACAUGAGUCAGGCAGGUUACUGAGCUCAGGCAGUGGUCCUGUACUCAUAAUCCUUUGAGGAGAAAGUCUUUUGAACACAUCUGAGUUUCAAAUCCAGCAGUAACUCCAAAUCCAGUGCUACCUCUAAUGACAGCACGUAUAUAAACAAUGUGGAAUUUAACCAGUGCCUUGGAGAAGGCUGGCGACCAGCUCUCAGCACAAAGCUCACAGAUCCAAGCAGCUCAGCUUCCCAACAAUCAGCGGCUGACUGAAGUGCUGUUCAGCAGGUCACAUCCCUGCAUUCACUGCCCUGCGGGCAACAGUUUGAAGGGGGCUUGGGGCAUCUGCUUAGCACAGCUAAGCGUGGUGCAGCCGCUGGCACAUUCCUGGAAUAAUCUUCCCAUUUAAGAAUUAAACGCACAAAAAUACGUCUCCCCAGUUACAGGCUGACUGCCAUGUGGGAACUGAGAAGUACUCGAUUACCUCCUUCUUGAACAGGGACUACCUUGGUCUGGAUCAUAUGGCCAUUACAGGGCGUAGCAUGUGGGAGAUAGCCCCUUAUGCCUACCUGCAGGCGAUGGAAGGUGCAGACCGAGGAGAAAGCACAGUGCAAGGUAAAUGUCCAUGCGGGGCAGGUUGGUGCAAGCUAGAGGCACUCAACUGCAUUAAGAAACUUUUCUCAUGGCCAUUUCAGGAGCUAAACUAAACCAAAGCAAUCUUUAAAAAGGGAAACAGCAAAAUUUGUUUCACUGCUCCUGCAGCUAUAGGGUUGAAUUUGGAGGAGUACAAUGGGGCCAUUUUCAUGUUCCUGAUAUUCUGGAGCCUUCACAUUGAAUUGAAAGAGAAAUUUUUCUUCCUCCAAGUUUGUCUUCAUGAAUUCAAAGCUAUUGCAUUAGGCUGAUGAGUACUCUCUUCAUUCAUACUGACUAGGAUUUUGGAUUUUUAAAUUAAGAAAUUAUUUAAAACACAUCACUGGCAAGAUGAUGGGAAAUUUAAUUGAAGUUGUUUGCAAUUAUUACUGCCAAGCUAACUGUCACAAAAUUGGUUAGGUUUGGGUUGCAACAGUUUUAAUUAUUGAUUUUCCAGAUUCUGUAUGAGCUAUGUCAUUUUUUUUUUGCUCCCCACACUUGCUUUUUUGAGCUACAUCCCUCUUUUCUGUGGUACUGUAUCUUUAAUUUGGGUGACAUUAGAUUACACCAACUGGACUUUCUCUCUCAGCUGGGGUUUCAUUCCUCACUACUUACACAACAGUUGGACCACACUCUUGUGCAGUCCCAGUUCAAAUAUGCUUUAAAGGUGAACACAGCCUCAUAUGCUGACAUUAAUGAUGUUCAUGCCUAAGCAAACCACUCCAACCACAUUUUCCAUCUUAGGCAGGAUACUAAGAUUCAUUUUAGCCAGGGCAUACAUGCGUCUUGCCAUGUCUAUGUAACUUAGAGAGUGGAUUUAUUUUGGAUGCGUGCUCAUUUAGAAAUAUAUUUUAAUGAAAUGUUUAGUGCUUUAUCUUACACGCAUACUGUGCAAUACCAUAGUGUGUUGUUUUCUUUUUUUUUUUCCUAACACUUCAUUGAAAUGCUUAAUGUUUCUUUGAACUCCAAUGUGUUUUUGACUUGGCUCGGUUCUGGUAGUAGUAACGCAUUUUCCUUGCCUUGAGCUAACCAGAAGCAGCAGCAGCACAUUGCACAACUGACAAUCACUGCAAUUUGUGCACCCUGAUGUUCACCAGAAAUCUGGUACUCCGGGGGAGGUGGAGGAUGCUUUCUCCAGAGUAUCCAACCUGCACUUACUGUACAGAAUUGAUAGCAACCCAGGGAAAAUAAGAAAAAAAAAAUAGAAGAACCCUCGUCUGCUCCCACCAAACUCCACAAUAAUUUUGCCAUCACCUUGCACAGGAACAGGGACAGGCUAUAAAAAUCAGAUCCAAUUCUCCAGCUAGCAUGAACGGGAGCUGCUUUCAGAGGAGCCGAGCGUGAGGCUCACAGGUGGCUUUCUGAAAGUUUGGCGCUGGGAUUCAGGUUCAGUCCCAGUCCCUGCAAUGAACUAUUUUAAUGUAAGAACCUAACCACUGUGACAAAGGCUUCCAAAAGACGUUCAGCCUCGGGAAUUACUUCUCAGUACAAUUUAGUGGAAAUUCAUUCUCUUCCAUGUUUACAGCUUCUGUGUUAUUCGAGACUACAUUCCAUUCUGGUGUUUGUUGGUAUAGGGGCUUAAACUACUUGCCGUUUCUGUGAUUGCUUUGAAACCAAGCAAUUCAAAGGUGCUAUAAUUGUCCACAAAGCACAUUCCCACCCAUAGAAGGAAAUGUUAACUUUUUCACUAGUUAUUUUACACAGUAUUUUUUUAUUUAUAUCAGUGUGUUUUGUAUGUGUGCAAACGGUCCCAGCUUCUCCCACUGUAAUUAGCUAUACAUCCACUUGGUCGUUAACAGGGCAGCCGUACGCAGCAUUCUGCAGUCAUGUACGUUCGGAACUUAGGACAGGAAUAACUCUCUUCUGACACGAUGAAUUCAUUUAUGGCAGGCUCUAAUGUUUGUUGUAAACACAACCUGUUUGUUCCACCUCUUGCAUGGUUACUUAUCUGUUUUCAUAUUGCUAUGUUAUUGUUCAAGAUAUCUAUUUCUCUUUAUUUGCUAUGGGUUUUGUUACUGUAUAUGGAAUGUUUUGUAUUCAGCAUUUUCUUACAGAGCAGAGUGGGAACAGUAUUCAAGAACCCACAAAUACCAAAGACCUUUCAUGUAAUGCACUGAGAAAUAAACAUACUGUAAAUGAG
Messenger RNA from Oxyura jamaicensis (ruddy duck), 6643 nucleotides. RefSeq names its product collagen type XXVI alpha 1 chain (gene COL26A1). Bases 194 to 1711 code for a protein of 505 amino acids. The record is from RefSeq and is a predicted model, not a curated record. Gene Ontology annotation, molecular function: protein binding. NCBI's taxonomy places the organism in Eukaryota, Metazoa, Chordata, Aves, Anseriformes, Anatidae. The transcript has 16 exons.